UGGUCAGACGUAGUAGCGCGUGGUCGUGGAGUUGUCUCUUAAAGAAAAUCUGAAAAGUGAGAAGGCAAUUAAAAACAGCAGCAACAAAGCAACCGACUAACUAGAGCAGAUCCAGCCAGGAAAUUUGAACGGAAAGAGGACGACGACUUUGAUGUGAACCGGAAACGAGGGCAACGACUAAAGGACUAAAGGGGCCAAGGCAGUGUGCAAAUUGAUAUAGUCGGCAGAGCAGAAUGGAUGAGGAGCACGACGACGAUCGAAUAAUAUGAGAUUAGAUGGGGCUCUAGAGCCCCGGCCCCGUUACGGAGCUGCCCCGUUCAAGGGCCGCUUCCCCCUGAGGCGCGAGACUCGCGAACAAUGUGAGUCCCAGCAGCAACAGUCAGCCGACGAAGACGACGAGGCCACAGAUGCUGAGUGUUUGACCAACGACAACAACAACAACACUAUCCACAGCCGCAACAACAUCAACAAUUGGCCAGCAAAUAGAGCCAACUUGAACUUACAACCAGCAACACUACGAACAACAAAGCAGAGUAGAGCAGCAGGUUCUGGGGCAGGAAACUUGAAACGCUGCUCGAUGGUUGCCACCCUUAAAACGCGUGCCCCGCCAUCAGGAGGAGCAGGAGCUAGAGCCGGUACAGGAUCAAGAUCAGGCUGGGAGCGGCUUAACUCGUCCCUCGUUCUGCUCCUGAUUUCCGUUAUUGCCCUAAUGCCGCCGCUGACGCUGGGCGAUGACGGUGAUAAUUUCUUUGCCGUGAAUGCCUUCAGUGCUGGUCCGGAGACCACGACGCCAGAGUUCGAUUAUGCCAGCCGCGGGCAGAAGAAGUUCGGCGACAAGUGCGAAAACACCUUGGAAUGCGGUUUCCCCGGCUCCAUAUGCGAUCCCAAGAAGAAAUCCUGCCAGUGCACCGAGGAUCUGCCCGUCACCAAUCACAUUGAUAAAUGUGGCAAAGAGGCCGCCGUGAACGAGUCCUGUUUCUUCAACGAGCAAUGCGAGAUGAAAUACUUCCAGACGGAGUGCCGGGACGGACGUUGCAUCUGCCGGUUCGAGAUGUCGCCCAUUUGGGGCAAGGACGGCUCCGUGGAGUGCAAAGGACGCCAGGACAAGAGGGGAGCCGAGGAAUACAUCGAUCCGGCCAUGAUUGGCGUGCUGGUAGGAAUGGCAUUGAUGUUUAUUAUUAUUUGUGUCGUCCUGCGAUUGUUUAGCCAAGCUCGCUGGCGUGAGAACCGGACCAUCUUCAAUACCCCGAAUCCGCGCCUGAUGAACGUCUCCCUCCUGCGGGACAGCAAGCUGCUCCACGGACAGGAGCGCCGCGGCUCCAGGAUGUCGGUGCGGGCCCCCUCUCGGCAGCCUAGCAUGGCCUCCCUGCGGCCCCACUCGCCGAAUCCGUCGCUAGGCUCCCAUUCCGAGUCGCAUGGCAGUGCUAGCAAUGCCUCGGCCACAUCUGUGCGCUCCAACCGCAGCAACUCGGUAGCUCCCGGCAAGGUGGCUCACCACGAGCGUCACGGAUCAGCCCAUCGCCAGCACCACCAACAUGGCGGACACCACCAGCAGCAGCAGUCGCAUCCGCAGUCGCCGCAGGAUCAGUCGCUGGUCACCAACAUCACCACCAAUCCGGUGGCCGAGAGCGUCACCGUCGAGAUCAUUGAACCGGGACAGAAGUAAGGAUGUAUUUAGGAUUUGGUAGAAGAAAAGGAUACCCUAGGCAACAUGGCAUAGGCAAGAUUAACUGGCAAACUCUCUGAACACGAACACUGGACACGAAUUCGAAUCGUCGAUAUGUACACAAUAAAUUUAAAAAAAGAAGAAAAAUAAUUCUAAAGCAUAUAGUCACGAUACAUGCACGCGAUAAUAAGGCUGGCUCGUCCUGGGAAAUAUCCAAAAGGGUCGGGUCCUGUCAGAAACCAACUUACACAUGACGCCAUUGUUAGACUCUUUUUUGACAAAGGAAAUUUUUGCAAUUAAUGAACAUUUUUUAACCAAACCAGUUAUAUACUUAUUAGAUAUAUACGGAGCAUAUAACACCUUUGCCGACACUCACACACAUACACCAAAAACAAUGCUAAAUGAAUUAACCGUAAAAAAAUAAUUGAAAAAAACCUUGCAUAACAAAUUCAUACUACUCUUUUUUUUCAACCAAAAAAAAAAAACAAAAAAUCAAGAAAAGAAAAGAAUCUUUAUUAAUUUAAAUAAUAUAUUGUAAUGCAGUUAUAUAAUCUAAGCUUUGGGUUAAAGGCUUUAAGGAUUUAACGAGAAAAUAAAAAAAUGAAAGGAAACCAAACGCAAUGUAGAGAAAUUCUAGAGAAACCCUAGUGUCAGGCUAGAUCUCAACUCGUAGUGUUCUAUAGCCAAUUAAUUGGAUGUCCUUUCGCAAAGGAGGCCCUCAGCAUCGUUGCCAAAGAUGCGAUUUAUUGGGAAAACCCAAGAAACCAAAACCAAAUUACCAAAAGCAAAAACCGCUGAUACAACGCCUUAUCUAUAUACUAUAUAGUAGUGAAAAGCCGCCUCCAAUUGCCGCUCUAGAUCCCACAUAUGGAUGUUAUUGCCCAAAAAGAAAUCGAUGGGAAAAAAACCAAGUUGAAGAGAGAUAUUUAACAACCUCGGGACCAUAUUUUAUAAUCAAAAUAUGCGUUUCAUUGCGAUGCACGCACGUUCACCAUUAUUCUCGUUUUGGGUUUUAGUCGUUUAUGUUUUAGCCACUAAAAGGCCGUCAGAUAAAGGAUUAAAUAUGGUAUGGAUAGAGAAUACUAUAUAUUUUUAACAACUAUUUGUAAACUGCUAGCUGAGCAAAGUUUUAGGGAACACUCACAACUUGAUAUUAAAUAUUUAACGCCUAUAUACAAUGGUAGCGUCUCGACCAAGAGGCCAAAAUCUAAAUUGACUUCCAUUUAUGUUAAAUUGUGCUAAAUAUUUAGUUUGAACAGCAGUUUCCAAUGCCAGAUACCACACACACAUCCCAAGGAUCGGAGUUGGGGACUCUUGAAUUGGGCAUUGGGCUAGUCGAGAAUAGGGGAAGAUUUUCGGGUCUGUCCAAUGCGGAGUUUGAAGUCCAUGCCGGUCGGAGGAUCUUUGCGUUAUAGCCAAGGUAGAUAUAGAGCAGUUUGAUAUUGAUAAGGUUAAGUUGUUGCCCCAAAGUAACCAAAUGGACCGUAAUACCAAAAAACCGACAAUUCUCAUUUGCUUUUGUGCUCAAUCAAAGAAGCUUAACUGUGAGAAUACCAAAAUGAAUACAAGAUACAAAUAAAUGUAGAGCGAAAGAAAUCUUAAAGUUGCUUGAGAACUUCUUCUAGCCGAACAAUUACAAUUAGAGUAACAAACAAGAAUAUUUAAAAAAAAAAUAUAGAAACAAAAAAAAACGAAAACAAUUUUAUUAAAGCAUCGAAUUUUUCUUAAAACCAAAACAAAUGAGCAAACAAACAAUCUUAUUUCUAGGACAACCAAAUCUAGUUACUUAUUUACAUUUCGAAUAAAUGGCAUUCGAGAAUAAAAACAAUUUAGACUUUGGAAUUUGGGGAAGAAUUUCAAGGUUUAACUUUGUUUUUUUCCUAUACCAAACUGCAAAACAAUAAUAUCUAAGCACCAAAGAUUAAGAGUAUAUAACAAAUAAAUUUAAAAAUGAGAAUACAAAUAAAAGAAUUCACUGAUUUUUCUAUUUACAUCAAAUAAUGUUGAAGGCAGACUUUAAGCGAAUUUUAAAUAAGCUAAAAAUCAAUGAGGAGCAUGACGAGAGAAUAUUUUAAAACCAAUUAUAUACAUACAUGAAUAUGCUUUAUUUACUUUAAUAUUAACAUUAUACACAACAACUACAUACAAAUAUUAUAUACACUUGUAUUAAAGUUUCGUGAAAAAAAAAACAAAACUGCUACCAAACCGAAUGCGAUAAAUUCAUUUACACUCUACCAAGGAAAAAAAAAACUAAAAUUUUAUAUAUGAAGUCUCGUAAAUCUAAUAUAUAUAUACAUCUAGAAUCAAACGCCAUUAUCGCACAUCUAAACUAAAUUUAAUGAGAUAAUUCGUUAAGCCUAGACGAGAAACAAAACUAAUAGAGUUGAACACUUCGAUUUCUCAUGUGACUUGAAACUACAAAAAAAAGCAUACAACUAGCAAGGAUCGUAGUUAUAGAGAGCGAAUCAAGCCAGACAGUACGAGUAGCGGAAAAAAUAUAGAGGACGGUAUACUUACAUACAAACCUAAAAUGAUAAUUGCUUUUUUUCAAACUUCAAGACGGCAAACGAAAGAGUUGAAACAACUAAGUACGAGUAUAUAUUAUGAAGUACAUAUAAAAGUAUAUACAUAUAUAAACUAUAUUUAAAGAUCAGUUCACUAUAAUAAAGUCUAUAUUACCAUACCUUACAACAAACCAAAGCAAUCUA
Molecule: messenger RNA, 4374 nt
Organism: Drosophila bipectinata
Lineage: Eukaryota; Metazoa; Arthropoda; Insecta; Diptera; Drosophilidae
Source: RefSeq, a predicted model, not a curated record